Molecule: messenger RNA, 1026 nt
Organism: Hordeum vulgare subsp. vulgare (domesticated barley)
Lineage: Eukaryota; Viridiplantae; Streptophyta; Magnoliopsida; Poales; Poaceae
Product: XIAP-associated factor 1-like
Exons: 5
Coding region: 199-834 (211 amino acids)
Source: RefSeq, a predicted model, not a curated record
UCCGACACGGUCACACCACCUCACCACGAGCCCCCUCGAUAUCCCCUCCGUCUCCUCCCCCAACCCCUCUGCUCUGCUCUGCUCUGCUCGUCUCCAUCCCCAACGAGCCCCCCUCCCUGAUUCGGCGAGGUUCCAAUUCGGCCGGCGACCCGGAUCUCGGCGGGGAUCGCAGUGACCAUCCGUCAGGAUUCGCGAGCCAUGGCCGCCGCCGCCGUCUCCGCUGCCGACUCCGCCGAUCCCGCCGUCGCCACCUCCACCUGCGCGCACUGUAACCGAGAGAUCCCGUCUCCGAACAUCGCGCUGCAUUCCGCACACUGCGCUCGCAACCUUCACUUGAAGUGUGAGCAUUGUGGAGAUAUGGUUCCGAGGAAGCACAUGGAUAAGCACUACGAGGAUAACCAUGCUCCGGUGAAUUGCCCACGCUGCAAACAAACUGUGGAGCAUGAGCUGUGGGAUCUUCAUAAACGCUUACAGUGCCCACAAAGGAUGCUUGCGUGCCAAUAUUGCAAGUUUGAAUUACCCGCAGCUGACAUUUUUGAGCAUCAGGAUGUAUGUGGAAAUCAAACAAAAUAUUGUCAACCUUGCAACAAGGACAUCAGACUUCGGGAAUGGAUUGGACACGAGCUCCUACUCCAUUCAAAAACAAAUGUCACUCCAGAAUCUUCAAGUGACAGGUCCAUGCUGGAAAAAGAAGAGGGUGCCUGUCAUGAGCAAGUACGUCCGGUUUUUGGUUUAACAUACAAGCAACUGCUCCUCACAAUUGCAAUAGCUGGACUUGCUGUUCUAAUUGGAUCCAUUCUGUUCCAAAGAAGGAUUGGAAGUUCCGAAGCCUAGUAAAAUUGUAAUGAUGUUUAUCGCAACAAUGUAGAUCAGCUUUUGUAUGCCUUUUAGAUCUUAAUGCAUAAGUUCUUCCAUAAUCAAUAGCAGAGCUUCUUCCUCAAGUAAUGUUCAGAAUACAACCGUGUAUAAUAUCAGAAAUGUUUAUCAAUAAAAAAAAAGAAAUAUCAGAAAUUACCUGAUCGGUAA